Phragmites australis (common reed) is the source of this 885-nucleotide messenger RNA. Its product is annotated as glutathione S-transferase T3-like. The record is from RefSeq and is a predicted model, not a curated record. The coding region runs from base 1 to 885 and encodes 294 amino acids. The transcript has 2 exons. Lineage: Eukaryota; Viridiplantae; Streptophyta; Magnoliopsida; Poales; Poaceae.
AUGGAGUACGCCGACUUCCUUCAUGGUGACGACGAUGGCAUUAUCGGCACACAACCUCCUUUGGAAGAGGUGCAGUCCCAAGAGUCACCGGGAGAGAUAGCGGCUGGCGGUGGCGGUGGCUGUGGACAAAGUUACACCAUGAAGGGUGACCUACUACUUGUGUCCUCAUGGCUGAAUAUGAGCAUGGACCCCGUGGUGGGGAACAACCAGAGUUUAGGGGCUUUCUGGCAGAGGAUCGAGACAUACUUCCACGACAACAAAGACUUCCCUUCUACCCGCAAUAAGAAGUCGUUGCAGGGGAGAUGGACGUUCAUCAAUGGUAUGGUACAGAAGUUUUGCACCCACUAUGCUAGGGCCCUGCAUUCUAGGAGAAGUGGGAUGAUCGAGGGCGAGUCGAUCGUGGAGGCAUGCAAGAUGUUCCAGGCCGUGGAGCACAAAGAGUUCACGUUGCUGCCUUGUUGGAGGGAGUUGCGGCAUCAUCCCAAGUGGCAAUCGGAGUCCUCGCGCAAGAAGCAGAAGACCUCCAUCGCUGGCAGCCCCGCCUCGACGCAGCACGUCGAGUCUUCUCCGGAGCAAAAGCUGGGGAUGCCCCUGCUUUCGUUGCCAUUCCAUGUCCUAAACGGCUACCUGACCGCACUCGCUCGAAGGAGAUUGAUGGCGGUUCUUCCUCGUCAAAGUCAGCUUUCUGCCCCCAUGAAGGAGAUAUUUGACCGCCAGUUCUCGUUGAAAGAAAGGAUUGAGAAGGAUAGGGUAGAGAGGUUUGCUGAGAUGAUGAAUGUGGAGCGUCAGAGGCUCAGGUUUGAGGAGGAGCGUAUGCAAAUGGAAAAGGUAAAUCAGAAGAUGCUCAUAGUGAACAUGGAUCAUUCCCAAAUGGAUGAGGACUAG